AUGAGAUUCUUACUUUUUGUUUAUAUUGUUACAUUUUUUAUAACUAUUUAUAGUAACAAAAAUGAAAAAACUGAAAAUCCUACUAUAGAUUAUGCUAUAAAUUUUCUUAAAAAGUUUACUAAAGAAGGAAUUAAACAACUUUCUAAGUUUAGUAAAAUAGAUGAAGUAGGUUCAGAAUAUAAAAUUUUUGAAAGUAUUAUCAAUAAAUUAAAAAAUGAACCAAAUGUAAUAAAAAAAAUAAGAAAGAUUAAAUUUCUUCAAUCCCGUCAAUGGAAAAACUUUCUGGUAAAUCCAUUAAAUUUUUGA
Strongyloides ratti is the source of this 306-nucleotide messenger RNA. RefSeq lists its product as hypothetical. Lineage: Eukaryota; Metazoa; Nematoda; Chromadorea; Rhabditida; Strongyloididae. The coding region runs from base 1 to 306 and encodes 101 amino acids. The transcript has 2 exons. The record is from RefSeq and is a predicted model, not a curated record.